This is a messenger RNA of Mesocricetus auratus (golden hamster), 1652 nucleotides long. It is a transcript of the gene Spic, whose product is annotated as Spi-C transcription factor. Gene Ontology annotation, biological process: regulation of transcription by RNA polymerase II; cell differentiation. The transcript is spliced from 6 exons. Bases 138 to 887 code for a protein of 249 amino acids. Gene Ontology annotation, molecular function: DNA-binding transcription factor activity, RNA polymerase II-specific; sequence-specific DNA binding. NCBI's taxonomy places the organism in Eukaryota, Metazoa, Chordata, Mammalia, Rodentia, Cricetidae. The record is from RefSeq and is a predicted model, not a curated record. Gene Ontology annotation, cellular component: nucleus.
UAAUUGCAGUGCUAACCGUGCAAGUUCAUGAAAGGCUGAAGUGUAUCUUCCGGAAGUUGUUACUGAGCCCAGAGCCUUGUGCAAGCUAGCAGCAAGGGCUUUACCUCGGAGCUUCCUCAACACGAGACAACCCACUAAUGAAAAUGAACUCCCGAGUUUCGCCAUUGUUGCAACAGACCUGUAUCGAACAAGACAGUCUGGGUCAGGAAUUCGAUGAUGCUUUGGAGGUGUUGCAGCACUCAGUUGGAGGACUUCAGUACUUCCCAGAAAAUCACAUGACUCACUAUUACUCUCACCACAUCAGAGGCAAUCCCAGCUUCUAUGGGAUCUCACCCCCAGAAGAGCCCACCUACACCUGGAGAAAUGUAAUAAAUGAGUCUGCGAACUUGCAUUUGGAAGAAAGUCUCCAGCAAUCUCUGCAGAGCAUACACGAAAACCAGCUGGGACAAGUCUCCCUCUUCCAGCCAAAGGGAGGAAAAGGCAGGAGGAAGGUUCGACUGUUUGAAUACCUUUACCAAUCUCUGUGCAACUCAGAGAUGUCAUCUUGUAUUCAGUGGGUCGAUAGAGCCAAAGGUGUCUUUCAGUUUAUAUCAAAAAACAAAGAAAAGCUUGCUGAGCUAUGGGGGCAAAGAAAAGGCAACCGAAAACCCAUGACUUACCAGAAGAUGGCCAGAGCCCUGAGGAACUAUGCCAGGACUGGGGAGAUCACAAAAAUCCGAAGAAAGUUGACCUACCAGUUCAGUGAAGCUGCUCUCCGGAGCCUGUCUCUAUCUCACCUCCGGGAGAAAGACCUCUUGUACUCCCAGUAUGAACAGCCUAAUCAGGAAUAUUUCAGUCCGGACCACUGGACUACAAACUACUAUGCCUAUGCCGGUUACCAGAGCUAAGCCACUCCAGCUUCUAAUUGUGGUCUACCAUUCCUUGCUUGCUAGCAUCAGAAAACCCCCAGCUCCAGAAUUUUCCCAAAGCAAACAGCUGCUCUCCGUACUCACAGAUCCCAGGCCCACAAUACACAAGCAGCUAAGGAGGACUCUGUAGAAUGUGGUCAGACCUUUUUUGUCCUGACAACAUUUUAGGUGGUGUUUGCAUUAAAAAGAUGUUUCAGAAGGAUAUUCAUAGUUUACCUGCAGAUACCUUCAAAUAAUCAUAGACUUAGUGUCUACAGAUUGGGUAUCCAAGAAUACCCUGGAGCCAGUCUUACAAGAAAUGAAUGCCAAAGGAGAAGAUCUCCAGGCCAUUUACCAGAUUUUAAAAUUAAUGAUCAAGUAUAUCUCAACCAAUUGAAAUUAUAGGCUGAAUGCCUUUUGCUAUGAAAUACUUUUUCUUCCAGAUAUGACACUUGGAUGAUUCUAUAGGAUGAUUCUGUUUACUGGCUGGCUGGCUGGCUGGCAGGUGGGCUUGCCUGCUGGAUUGCUUGGAGGCAGUGUUGCCCAGACUGCCCUUGAGUUAAUGGCAUAGCAGGUAUAUGCCACCAUGUCAGGAUUAUGUAUUGAUUUAAGCACUUUCUUGUCAUGUACUGAGGUAAAGUCAUUCAAAAUGUACUGUGACACAGAGGUUAUACCAAAAUGUUCAUGGCUUCAUGUUUUUCUUAAAGAACCAGUUGGCACUCCCACCAGCAGUGGAGGAGUGUCCCUCUCCAAAUCCUCUCCAGC